This is a messenger RNA of Elaeis guineensis (African oil palm), 735 nucleotides long. The record is from RefSeq and is a predicted model, not a curated record. Lineage: Eukaryota; Viridiplantae; Streptophyta; Magnoliopsida; Arecales; Arecaceae.
AUGGGAAAUAUAGAUAAAUUUUACCAACUUAUCCAAAAAAAUAGUGAUGUAAAAGAAUAUGGCUCCUCUGCUGCAAAGAACAGGUAUAAGAUUGACUUUCAUGAUUCAGGAGGCUCAGAGAACCGGUCAGCGCAAGAACCGGAAAACUAUGCUGUAUAUAAGGCUGAGGAGACUACACAGAAAGUAAAUGACUGCAUGAAAAUUGCUGAAGUAAUCAGAGAAGAUGCUUCCAGAACUCUUGUAACCUUGCAUCAGCAGGGGGAGCAGAUUGCACGGACUCCUCAAACUGAUGCUAACAUUGAUCAAGACCUUAGCAAGAGUGAGAAGCUUUUGGGCAGUCUGGGGGGCAUUUUCUCUAAGCCUUGGAAGCCAAAGAAAAGUCGGCAGAUUAAGGGACCCCUUCCUGUAGUUACAAGAGAUGAUUCAUUCAAGAAAAAGGGAAACAAGGAACAAAGAGAAAAAUUAGGAUUAUCUUCAAAUCCUGGGGCCCAGCCACGAAGUUAUUCUGAACCCACAACUGCAAUGGAGAAAGUCCAGGUUGAGAAGCAAAAGCAGGAUGACUUCCUUUCAGAUUUAAGUGAUGUCCUGGGCCAGCUAAAGGAUAUGGCUCUUGAUAUGGGCACAGAGCUUGAGGGGCAAAACAAGGCUUUUGAUGGAUUGCAUGAUGAUGUGGAAGAACUGAAUGACAGAAUCAAAGGAGCCAACCAACGAACUCGGAGGUUGCUCGGGAAAUAG